Molecule: messenger RNA, 792 nt
Organism: Serinus canaria (Common canary)
Lineage: Eukaryota; Metazoa; Chordata; Aves; Passeriformes; Fringillidae
Gene: CLDN18
Product: claudin 18
Exons: 5
Coding region: 1-792 (263 amino acids)
Biological process (GO): bicellular tight junction assembly; cell adhesion
Cellular component (GO): bicellular tight junction; plasma membrane
Molecular function (GO): structural molecule activity
Source: RefSeq, a predicted model, not a curated record
AUGUCGGUGACAAUCUGCCAGUCCAUGGGCUUUGUGGUGUCCGCCCUGGGCAUCGGGGGCAUCAUCGCCUCCACCUGCAUGGACCAGUGGAGCACUCAGGACCUGUACAACAACCCGGUGACGGCCGUCUUCAACUACCAGGGCCUGUGGCGCACCUGCGUCCGGGAGAGCUCCGGCUUCACCGAGUGUCGCGGCUACUUCACCAUCCUGGGGCUGCCAGCGAUGUUCCAGGCUGUGAGGGCCCUCAUGAUUGUGGGGAUCGUCCUGGGACUCCUCGGCCUCUUUGUGUGCAUUUUUGCUCUGAAAUGCAUCCGGAUUGGGAGCAUGGAGGAUACAGCCAAAGCCAACAUGACCCUGACCUCUGGAAUCAUGUUCAUUGUUGCUGGCCUGUGUGCCAUCACUGGAGUGUCCGUGUUUGCCAACAUGCUGGUCACAAACUUCUGGAUGUCCACCACCAACAUGUACCAGGGAAUGUACCAGGGAAUGCAGAACGUCCAGAACAGGUACACCUUUGGCUCAGCGCUCUUUGUCGGAUGGGUGGCAGGGGGCCUGGCCUUCGUGGGAGGCAUCAUGAUGUGCCUUGCUUGCAAAGGGCUCAUCCCAGAAGAAUCCCGCUACAAAGCCGUGUCCUACAACGCCUCGGGCCGCAACAUCUCCUACAGGACGGGGCCCUACAAGGGUGGCUCAGGGUAUGAAGCUGACCCAAAGACCAGGAAGGGUGUGGGAUAUGAAGAACCUCCUCGAAGUGAGGAUGGGAGACGCCCCUACCCUUCGAAAUACGACUACGUCUAG